Messenger RNA from Monodelphis domestica (gray short-tailed opossum), 948 nucleotides. It is a transcript of the gene T2R41, whose product is annotated as bitter taste receptor Modo-T2R41. Gene Ontology annotation, molecular function: G protein-coupled receptor activity; bitter taste receptor activity. Gene Ontology annotation, biological process: sensory perception of taste; G protein-coupled receptor signaling pathway. Gene Ontology annotation, cellular component: membrane. NCBI's taxonomy places the organism in Eukaryota, Metazoa, Chordata, Mammalia, Didelphimorphia, Didelphidae. The record is from RefSeq and is marked provisional.
AUGGUAGCAGCACUCAUUAUCUUCUCUAUGGUUCUCUAUGCCCUAUUGUGCCUUCUGGGGAUCAUGGCUAAUGCCUUCAUUGUUGUGGUAUUGGGAAGGGAGUGGGUUCGAUGCCACCGGCUGUCUCCUUCUGACAUGAUCCUGAUCAGUCUGGGCAUCUCCCGCUUCUGCCUGCAGUGGGUUGGAAUGAUAAACUGCUUUUACUAUUUUCUCCACAGGACACAAUAUAACACGGGGCUUGCCCGCCAGUACUUUGGGCUUUACUGGGAUUUUCUGAAUACGUCCACAUUCUGGUUUGGCACUUGGCUUAGUGUCCUCUUUUGUGUGAAGAUUGCAAACUUCACUCAUCCCAUUUUCCUUUGGCUGAAGUGGAGAGUCAAUGACCUAAUACCGUGGCUUCUACUAGUUUCCCUGCUAAUCUCGUUCAUUGUCACCAUGCUAUUUUUUGUGGGGAACAACAUUAUGUACCAGGCAUUUUUGAAGGGGACAUUCUCUGGGAACCUAACCUUAUAUGGCUUCGCUAAGAGACUAGAAAUCCAGUAUUUCCUCCCUUUGAAACUCAUUGCUUUGUCUAUCCCCUGUUCUAUGUUCAUAGUCUCAACAGUUCUUCUGAUUGCCUCUCUGCGGAGACACUCCUGCAGAAUGCAACACAGUGCCCGAAGGACCCAGGAUCCAAGUGCUCAGGCUCACUCCAGAGCUCUGAAGUUUCUGGUUUCUUUCCUGGUCCUCUAUGCUCUCUCGUUUCUGUCUUCAAUCAUUGACGCUGCUGUCUUUGCUUUGAUUGAGAAGAUCUGGUACUGGCCAUGGCAAAUUCUGAUUUUCUUGUGUGUUUCAAUUCAUCCCUUCAUCCUUAUCUUUGGAAACUCCCAGCUAGGAGGAACUCUCAGGAAGCUCCUUCGGCUGCCUAAAACCUUCUGUAAUGACAAGGGGACAUCGUCUCCUUCCUAG